UUCAUCUGGGCCGAGGUCGGAUCUGCAGUGCAGCUCUCCCUCCUCCGUUUGGUUAGGCCUGGGCUCGGGCACAUAGGUAGUGCCCCUGCGAAGAUUCCCUCUGCGGCGGUCCCGGAGGGCUUGAUGCAGAGGGAAGGAGGAACACGGCGGAUCGGCACUGUGAUGUGUCCCUUCCGGCCGGCAGGCGGAUGACGUCAGACGCCGGGGGCGGAGCUAAGCGCGCUGACGUCAUCAACAUGCGCCACAGGUCCUGCAGCAUGAGAAGCAUGGAGACACUAUAAAAACGCUCAGGACCUGUGUAACGGCGCCCUGCAUAGCGCGGCUCACAUAUUUUGGUGAAGCAUCUCUGAAGCGGUCGGGAGUCAAGAUGAGCACCCCCCUCACGCCGGGCUCUGGAACCGAGCCUGCAUCAAACCCUGGGACAGGAGAAAAGGAUUCGGCUUCUGCAGCCAAAAAAACUAGAAAAUGUGGUAUUUGCUGCAAAAGAUUGUCUAACACUGGAUCCAAGCCCCUGUGUAAAGAAUGUACUGCCAGUGUCAUCAAGUCUGAGUCUUCUAGUCUAAUUGAAGACAUUAGAAAAGUGGUAAAAGAAGAGGUUCAGCUAGCCUUAACUACCAGAGAACCUACUCCUCCCAAAGUUCCCCCCACUCAGGACGCCCGUAGUGUUAAAUCACUUAUCCUGGAUUCCGACUCUGAGGGGCUGGCGGUCUCAGACUCCGAAUCUGUCCAAAAACACCCGGCAUCUUCAGAUGAAGAGGGCGAAUAUAAGCGCUUCCUGUUCAAUCCUGAAGAUAUUGAUGAACUUAUCAGGGCCAUCAGGGCCACCAUUCAGAUGGAGAUGCCUAAAACCCCUAGGUCUACCCAGCAAGAAAUUUUUGGGGGUCUAGGUGAAAGGAAGAAGGCCGUUUUUCCAGUCCCUGAUAGUGUCCAAAAAUUAAUUAGGUCUGAAUGGGAAAAACCGGAUAAAGGAUCCUUUAUCCCAAGAGGAAUUAAGAGGCGCUACCCCUUUAGCCAAGAGGACUGUACGGAUUGGGAGACCAUUCCCAAAGUAGACGCGCCAGUGGCCAAGGUAGCAAAACAUACGGCCCUACCGUUUGAAGACUCAGCACAAUUGAAAGAUCCUCUAGACAGGAAAGCGGAGAGUCUCUUGCGAAAGACCUGGGAGACUACGGCGGCCCUUCUCAAACCGGGCGUUGCCUCCACAUGUGUGGCCAGAACACUGAACCUUUGGCUAGACCAGCUAGAGAUACAUCUGGUCAAUAAGACACCACGGGAUCAAAUUCUAGAGAGCUUGCCUCUAUUAAAGAUGGCAACCUCCUUUCUAGCAGACGCGGCUGCUGAAUCAGUUAAACUGUCCGCCCGUACAGCUGUUCUCUCAAAUACAGCGAGAAGGGCACUAUGGCUUAAAGCGUGGUCAGGAGAUAUCACAUCUAAAAAUAAAUUAAUCGCACUCCCCUUCCACGGUCAGUACGUUUUCGGAGAAGAUCUAGAUAAAAUCCUAGACAACGCGACAAAUAAAAAAAGAGGGUUUCCAGAGGAAAGAUAUAAACAAAAAAGGCAGCCCUUUCGUGACCGAUUUUUUCAACCCGAAAAUAAAAAAGAUAAAGGGAAGACUGGGAGGUGGAGCUAUGCGAAGGGAGGCAGGGGGAGAAGCUUCCUCUUCAACCCAAAUCGGGCCGAAGCCUCCUCAUCCAACAACAAACAAUGACGCCAUACCAGUGGGGGGAAGACUCGGCUCCUUUCUAAGAUCUUGGGAGCAUGUAACAAACAGCCGGUGGAUCUUAAGUAUUAUACAAGAGGGUUAUCUGAUAGAUCUUCUCUCUUCCCCUCCACAGAAAUAUGUGAUCACUACCCUUCCCCCAUCUCAAACUGCGACCUUAAAAAACGACAUAAAAAACCUAUUAACCUUGGACGCCAUAGAGCCCGUCCCGAAAAAUCAGACAGGACUGGGAUUCUAUUCCCGCCUCUUCAUUAUAAAGAAACCAAACGGGAAAUCCAGGGUAAUUAUAAAUCUGAAACAUCUAAACAAAUACGUAAGAUAUCAAAAAUUCAAAAUGGAGACCCUGAAGUCAGCAGUGAAACUCUUAAAAAAGGAUGCAGUGAUGGCCACAAUAGAUUUAAGCGACGCCUAUUAUCACGUCCCAAUUCACAGGUCAUCAAGGGAAUUCCUAAGGUUCGCAAUAGAAUUGGAGGGAAACAUUCAGCAUUUCCAGUUCAGGUGUCUCCCCUUCGGGAUCUCUUCUGCCCCAAGGGUUUUUACCAAAAUAAUGGCGGAAGCCUUGACAACCUUGAGAGAAAAGGCAAUUUGUGUGAUCCCCUAUCUGGACGACCUACUGGUAGUGGCGGACAACAUAGAGACCAUGGGAAUCCAUCUCGGGUUAGUCCUGGAUCAUCUACAGAGCCUAGGUUGGCUCAUCAAUUGGAAAAAAUCGGAUUUAAUCCCAUCCAAACGGAAAGUUUUUCUGGGCAUUACUCUAGACACAGUCUCCCAAAGAUCCUUUCUACCACCUCAAAAGAUAGUAAAACUUCAGACAGCUUUGAGGAAGUUCAAG
Messenger RNA from Bufo bufo (common toad), 2552 nucleotides. Its product is annotated as lamina-associated polypeptide 2, isoforms alpha/zeta-like. NCBI's taxonomy places the organism in Eukaryota, Metazoa, Chordata, Amphibia, Anura, Bufonidae. The record is from RefSeq and is a predicted model, not a curated record. The transcript has 2 exons. Bases 368 to 1708 code for a protein of 446 amino acids.